Malania oleifera is the source of this 1932-nucleotide messenger RNA. RefSeq lists its product as uncharacterized. The record is from RefSeq and is a predicted model, not a curated record. Bases 395 to 1594 code for a protein of 399 amino acids. The transcript is spliced from 15 exons. NCBI's taxonomy places the organism in Eukaryota, Viridiplantae, Streptophyta, Magnoliopsida, Santalales, Ximeniaceae.
AACCACGACGUUACAAACUUACAAUGAGCCGUCUAACUCUCGCUUUCUCUGCUCUCUCUCUCUCUCUCUCUCUCCCUUCCUCGCCGGCUGGAAGUUCUAUUCAAAUUGGAACUCUCUGUUUCUCUCUUCCGCUCUGCUCCAGUUUCAAAUACAGUCCCCUUUUUGGGGCGUCUGAAAUUUUCUCUCACUUUCUUCCGCUUUCUCGCCAACCGUAUGCGUUUUAUUUUCCCUUUCCUUUUUAAACAUAGAUGCCUUUUUUCGCCGUCUCGCCUUUCUCUUAUUCGUUUCUUUAUCCGUAUACUUUCUGCCGUUUCAAAAGCCUUCUCUCAUCUUUCUGUGUUCUAUUGUUUUUCCCCUUUUCGGGUGACGUCUUUUGCUGUUAAUCCACUGGUAGAUGAAGACAUUUAACUGGGUUUCUGUACUUUCAGAUUCAAAGAUUAGAUCAUGUAUUUGCAGCCUUUUUGUUGCCGCUUCUUUGAUUUUUGGCGCUUAUUUCAUUGGGACAACAGUUACUGCAAAAGAUUACAAAGACAGGAUUUUAAAAUGGGACACGACUUAUGCCAUGCAGAAUAGUCAAUCUGAUACAUGCAAGAAUCACUGCAGGCCUUCUGGGAGUGAAGCAUUACCGCAAGGAAUCAUUGCCAGAACAUCAAACUUGGAAAUGCGACCUUUAUGGGAUUCUACAGUGAAAAAUAACCAUUGGAAGCCUUCAAUGAACUUGUUAGCCAUUGCAGUCGGGAUAAAGCAAAAAGAAGUUGUGAACUGUAUAGUCGAAAAGUUCCCUUCAAGUGAUUUUGUUGUGAUGCUUUUUCAUUAUGAUGGUGUCGUGGAUGAAUGGAGGGACUUGGAGUGGAGUAAUCAUGCAAUACAUGUUUCUGCUAUGAACCAAACAAAAUGGUGGUUUGCAAAACGUUUCUUACAUCCAGACAUUGUUUCUGAAUACAACUACAUUUUUCUCUGGGACGAGGAUAUUGGAGUUGAAAAUUUUCACCCAGGACGGUAUCUAUCUAUUGUUAAAGAUGAAGGACUGGAAAUAUCACAACCAGCGGUUGAUCCUGCUAAGUCAGAGGUUCAUCACCAAAUUACUGCACGUGUGAAGAAAUCAAGAGUGCAUAGAAGGAUGUAUAAGCUUAAAGGCCAUGGAAGGUGUGAUGAACACAGUACAAAUCCCCCAUGCAUAGGUUGGGUGGAAAUGAUGGCACCAGUGUUCUCAAAAUCUGCUUGGCGAUGUGCAUGGUACAUGAUUCAGAAUGACUUGAUCCAUGCAUGGGGCCUGGAUAAGCAGCUUGGUUAUUGUGCACAGGGUGAUCGAACAAAAACUGUUGGGGUGGUUGAUUCUGAGUACAUCGUGCAUCUGGGUCUUCCCACUCUUGGUGCCUUGGAUGAAACAAAGUUGAAUAAUGGAACGCCUGAUCAUUCUUCCCAAAUGAAGAACUUACCAGUGCCAAAAAAAGAAUUGGCACAAUCAGGCCCACACAUAUAUGAUAAUCGAUAUGCGGUGAGAAGACAGUCCUUCAACGAAAUGCAGAUAUUCCAGAAAAGAUGGAAAAAUGCAGUGAUGGAGGACAAGUGCUGGAUGGAUCCAUAUCAAUGACCAGCAUUGCAUCCAUAAGUUCCAAUUUCAGGGGCCUUCUCAACUUGAGUUGAAGUGCAAGGUUGGCGAUCUGUCUCAUAACCAUAGAAACUAUCAACACAAUCUUCCACGCCCACCAUUCGGCAUAUGGUGUUAAAAGAACUCAGGGAGGGCAUUCUUAAGAAUGUUGAGGUCCUGAAGGUUAUGGAAUGGCUGUACAUUUAAGUGUAGUAUUUCCUAAAUUAUGUAUCUAUAUAGGUAUGUAUUUAUUUCUGUAAUUAUUUGUAUAAAAAAUUAUAGAAACUAUUUUUUGGAUUUCAGAUGAGAAAUGAGCGAUGCCCUCGAUUUUUUUGAAGUUA